Molecule: messenger RNA, 2758 nt
Organism: Oncorhynchus masou masou (cherry salmon)
Lineage: Eukaryota; Metazoa; Chordata; Actinopteri; Salmoniformes; Salmonidae
Product: guanine nucleotide-binding protein G(I)/G(S)/G(O) subunit gamma-7
Exons: 4
Coding region: 370-576 (68 amino acids)
Biological process (GO): G protein-coupled receptor signaling pathway
Cellular component (GO): heterotrimeric G-protein complex
Molecular function (GO): G-protein beta-subunit binding
Source: RefSeq, a predicted model, not a curated record
AGCCAACAGAGGGGGUGGCGUUUGAUUCGGUAAAAACCGAGAUUGAACGAACGGACUGUGGAACCGACGAAGCUGCCCCUUUAAAUCAGGAAUACAGCGCAUUCGGAGGAGGUGAAGGUUUACAGCUGACCAUCUGACCUGAGGUCACAACCACUCCUGUCCAUCUGAGUGACCCAACUCACCUGGUCAGUUCCCCUGCACACACACACCUGUUCUGUUCUACCUGGUACACCUAUCUACCAACCCAACACACACCUGCCCUGCCUGGUACACCUGUCUAUCAACCCAACAAACACCUGUCUGGCCACUGGAGCAGACUCCAAUCUGCACACCAUCCACUAGUGGGGGUGUGUGUAUUGAUGGAUCAGGAUGUCAACCAAUAACAACAUCGCCCAGGCCAGGAAACUGGUGGAACAACUGAGGAUCGAGGCAGGGAUCGAACGUAUUAAGGUUUCUAAGGCGGCAGCAGACCUGAUGAGUUACUGUGAGCAGCAUGCCCGUAACGAUCCGCUCCUCGUUGGCGUCCCAACGUCAGAAAACCCUUUCAAAGACAAGAAACCCUGCAUCAUCCUAUAGCUGCACACUUGUCUCUGCCCAUCAGACACACACACACACACACACACACACACACACACACACACACACACACACACACACACACACACACACACACACACACACACACACACACACACACACACACACACAUAUAUAUAUAAACGUAAACACAGAAAUGAAAUAGCCACUCUGGAGAAGCGCCAUACUCAAUAGCCACAGCUAGGGGGCGGUGUCUGUGUUUACAGACCACAUUACCACAUUAGUGAUAUUAGCCCUGGAUUGUGUCUUUGUGGUGCUGAGGGUAAGCCUGCACUAACAUGCAGCCCUACCUGAUACUGGUUACUGACUCACCCACAGAGAUAGUGACACUCAAGUGGAGAUGACAGAUUUACUUCAAAAGGGAUUAGGACAAUUAUCUUAAUAGGAAUCCACAGUCGCCUACAUAAAGUUAUAGGCUGAUGUAUAGCAUGUAUUUUAGUGAAUCAAUGAUUUAUUGAUUCAUUGAUUAAUCAAUUGACUGAUAGCAUGUAUCUCUGGGUGCUGUGGAAUGAUGGGUGUAAGGUACAUGAGGGUAAGGAGUGAGGUGGAGGGUGCAUGUGUGACCAAUCUGGUGUAAAACCUGGGUCGUCCAUGUGAUGCAAGAUGUGUUAUCCCUGUCAGCUAAAGCCUAGCCAUUAGCCGUGGAAGCUAAUACAAGUCUUCAGGUCCCAUGGUUACUCAUCACUAAAGCACCGUGGCUAUACACGGUGUGUUUGUUAGCCAUAUAGUGGCUGACUUGCCACUGACUUGCUAAGUAUCACAAUGGGGAUGGCCCCUUCCUGAAACCUUGGGUCAACGCUAAUGUCAGUGUUUCCACAAGAAACAUGGCAUUGUAAACACUGAGCAGGUUGGUAUAUGCUGCAUAUGUACCCACUGGGUUUAAACCCGGAUUAUCUGCAAUGCCACAAGACUGUGUUAGCCCACUGAGCUAAAGUAUAGGCUACAUACUCCCCCACUCUAGCGACGGUUAUCGAUCAAAAGUGUUUCUGCUUUGGUUUUGGAUUCUUGGUCAGUGGGUUUUCUAUAGGCCAAAACUCCAGCUGUGUCGACUUGUGGAGUAAGUUGCUCAUAGACACUGAUCUAAGAUCAGUCUUGUGUUUUCCCUCUAAUGGUAAAGGUUAGGAUUUAGGGAGGGUCAUCUGGUACUAGAUCUGUGUCUAAAAGGCUGCCACAGGCAGCCUAAUUCAGAUCUUUGUCCACUAAUUGGUCUUUUGACCAAUCAGAUCAGCUCUUUUUCCAAUAAUUGGGCAAAAGAUCUGAAUUGUGCUGCCUGUGUAAACGCAGCCUAAUGAAACUUUUAUCUUGAGUAUUGCCAAGUACUGAGAGGUUAACUGUGUUCAAGUUUUUAACACCAGAAGUAUAUAUAUAUGUUUUUUUUUAAUUAAUUCUUGUUUCGAUAUUUUGUCCAUUUAUUGCCAUACACUUAGCAAAUACUGUAGGUUUCCAUUCACUCCUUAAUGUUACAUUUGAGGCAAAAGUUUACCUUAACCACAGAUCUAGGAUCAGAUUAUCAUCCCCAAUCUUAACUUGAACCAUAAGGGGGUGUACAAAUAUCUUAUCCUAUAUCAGUGGUUAUAGAAUUCACUAGUUCUGCCAAUGAGAGCCAGCAUCACAUUAUGGGCUUUGCUUAUUGGCUCAUCAUGUGUUUUAUUGAGGAACAAGAGCCAAUUACAAAGUGUUGUCCCGUCUCCCAACCUCCACAGACCCAUUUCUCUACUCCCAAACCAAACUUGAUUGUAAAAAAUGUAAAAGAUGCUAGAGAAAAUAAAAAUAAAACUGUAUAAACUUUCUUUAAGUGCAAAAGUGAUACGUUUUGAGAGUAGCUUUUUGGGGUUUGGUUUAAGUUUCUUUCUAAAUAGAAGCAGGUCAGUCGAGUAUUAUUAUCGAACUGUACAGUGUUUGUAAGAUAAAACUUAGGCCAGAAUUCAAUCAAAGUGCAUCAAACAUUUUCCAUUAAAAAGAGAAAAAAAAGCGCUUUAAUUGAAUGUCAGCCUGUUGCAGAAUCUUUUCUGUGGACGUUCCAUUUUUGCGUAAAUGUUUCCCUUCUGUCAGAAUUUAGUCUGUUUGUUUCCUCAUUCAGCUUGAGACAGGUUCACACACACAUACACACACACACACACGCACACUCAAACGCACACGCUCACACACACACACACACACA